Lemur catta (Ring-tailed lemur) is the source of this 2622-nucleotide messenger RNA. RefSeq names its product serum amyloid A like 1 (gene SAAL1). The transcript has 12 exons. Lineage: Eukaryota; Metazoa; Chordata; Mammalia; Primates; Lemuridae. The record is from RefSeq and is a predicted model, not a curated record. The coding region runs from base 971 to 2500 and encodes 509 amino acids.
CAUUGUUUUUAUUUUUUAAAAAAGAUAAGGCACUAAUAAACAAUAGCAGGAAUUGGGGAUAAAACUAUAUGUCUAAACAUGGACCAUACUAUAUGGACCAUAAAUGGACCAAUGAUAAGCCUAUAAUUAUAUGUUCCAUAAAAUGGAAAAGAUAGUAAGAGAAUCCUAUGAACAACUUGAGUAAUAAAUUUUAAAACUAGACCAAAAAAAUCAACAAAUCUUAGAAAAAUACAACUUAUAAAAACUCACUAAAGAAGAAAUGAAAAUCUGGAUUAUUCUAUAGUUAUUUUAAGAGAUUGAAUCUUCCCACAAAGAAAACAGUGGGCCCAGAUGGUUCUAUAGGCAAAUUUACUCCUAAAGGGAAAUAAUUCCAAUUUUACACAAAAAAUUUCAGAGAACAGAAAUGAGAAUAUUUCCCAACCCUUUCCACAAGGGUAGGGGAACUUUGACACCAAAUAAAGUAAAAUAAAAUAAAAUAAAAUAAAAAAUUAAGGAAAAUGCACAAAGCAAAGGUACCCUGAGGUACCAUGGAUUGGCCCCAGCAGUGACCAUCUCCAGGUUCAAAGUAUAGCCUGAGGUUAUGCCUCUUACAUCAUCCCAGAAGAUGCUGGAAUCCUGGAUAGGGGUACUCUCAGACACCCCCCACAGUUUCUUUUCCAAGUCAGACUCUCUCCACUGGGUCUUGUUGGCUCAGGUAUCUCUGGUUACAGUGGACUGUUUCUAGGCCCUUCUAUGUCCAGGCUUGAGAUUCACAUCUGUACCAGAGACACUGGCUUUUUCUCUGCUUCCUGCCUGCCCUCUUCCUUCUCGAUCAGGUAAGAGCUCCGGGACAAAUGGAAUAUCUGGUUCAACGAGGGUGACAAACAACCAUGAGCACGAUCAUGCCCCAGUCCUGAGUAGGGCGGGGUUGUGGAGAUCAAGCCACGUGGGCCGGCUCCCAGGUGGCGGGUCUUAGACAGCAGGCGGCGCUAUGGCGGGAGCCGCGCUGGGCGCGCCGGGCCCUCUGGCUCCAGGAAGCCUGUCGCCUCUUCCGCGGCUUCCGGCGCGGCUCCUGCGCUCCAGACGCGGCCAAGUCAUGGACCGCAACCCUUCGCCGCCGCCACCGAGUCGGGACGAGGAGGAGGACGGCGAGGGGGCCGGGGGAGACUGCAUAGGAAGCACGGUCUACAGCAAGCACUGGCUCUUCGGCGUCCUCAGCGGGCUCAUCCAGAUUGUUAGCCCUGAAAAUACCAAAUCCAGCUCAGAUGAUGAGGAGCAGCAGAUGGAGCUUGAUGAAGAAAUGGAGAAUGAAAUUUGCAGAGUAUGGGAUAUGUCAAUGGAUGAGGAUGUGGCUUUAUUUCUCCAAGAAUUUAAAGCUCCUGAUAUAUUUAUGGGAGUACUGGCCAAAUCCAAGUGUCCUCGAUUGAGAGAAAUCUGUGUGGGAAUUUUAGGUAAUAUGGCCUGUUUCCAGGAGAUAUGUGUGUCCAUCAGCAGUGAUAAAAAUCUUGGGCAGGUGUUAUUGCACUGUUUGUAUGAUUCAGACCCGCCUACUCUGCUGGAAACAAGCAGGUUGUUGCUUACUUGCCUUUCCCAGACAGAAGUGGCCAGUGUCUGGGUUGAAAGGAUCCGGGAACAUCCAGCUAUUUAUGAUAGCAUUUGCUUCAUCAUGUCAAGUUCAACAAAUGUUGACUUGCUGGUGAAGGUGGGAGAGGUUGUGGACAAGCUCUUUGAUUUGGAUGAGAAACUAAUGUUGGAAUGGAUUAGAAAUGGGGCUGUCCAGGCCCUGGACCAACCCCAGGAAGAUUCUGAAGAGCAGCCAGCAUUUAGGAUUGUGCCCUGUAUACUUGAAGCUGCCAAACAAGUACGUUCUGAAAAUCCAGAAGGGCUUGAUGUUUAUAUGCAUAUCUUACAGCUGCUUACCACAGUGGAUGAUGGAAUUCAAGCAAUUGUACAGUGUCCUGACACUGGAAAAGAUACUUGGAAUUUACUUUUUGACCUGGUCUGUCAUGAAUUCUGCCAGUCUGAUGAUCCACCCAUCAUACUUCAAGAACAGAAGACAGUGUUAGCCUCUGUCUUUUCAGUGUUGUCUGCCAUCUAUGCUUCUCAGACUGAACAAGACUAUUUAAAAAUAGAAAAAGUAGGUCUUCCUCUAAUUGACAGCCUAAUUCGAGUCUUACAAAAUAUGGAACAUUGUCAGAAGAAAACAGAGAACUCGACAGAGUCUAACACAGAAGAAACUAAAAAGUCCAAUUUAACCCAAGAUGACUUCCACUUGAAAAUCUUAAAGGACAUUUCAUGUGAAUUUCUUUCUAAUAUUUUUCAGGCAUUAACAAAGGAGACUGUGGCUCAGGGACUAAAGGAGGGCCAGUUGAGCAAAGAGAAGUGUUCCUCUGCAUUUCAAAACCUUCUUCCUUUCUACAGCCUUGUGAUGGAAGACUUUAUCAAAAUCUUACAUGAAGUAGAUAAGGCCCUUGCUGAUGACCUGGAGGAAAGCUUCCCAAGUUUGAAGGUUCCUACUUAAAAACUGAAUUGGAAUUCCUUCUGUGCCAGAAAUAAAUUUUAUUUUCCUCAUUGACUAUUGAAAUUGACAUAUAGGAAAUAGUAGAUAAAGUUCAUAUUAAACCAUAAAUGUCUAGUAAUACA